GUUUUAUUUUACUUCGUCAAAAUAUCUAUUAACAAUACCUAUUAUAUAAAAUACUUUGAAUACUAAUAUAAUUAUUAUAUUUUUGAUGGAAUAUUUAAUUUAUAUUUAUAUUUUCAAUAUUAAGAUUUUAUUAUCUGCUUAUAUUUAAUUUAUUAAUAAUUCUAUUUAUAUUUUAAGAGUUAUAUUUUGUUAAAAAUUAUUAUGUGUCGAAUAGGUGGAAGUUUAAAAGGACUGGCUAAAACUUCGUAUUUCAUUACAACUCCAAUAUUUUAUGUUAACGCAAGUAAGAAUUUGUACUUUAAACUGUAUACUACAUUUAUGCACUUUUUAUUAAUUUUAUUAUAUUUUAUAAAUAAAAGCAGUCUAUAUUAGACUUAGUAUAAAAAACCCUUAUUAUCUUUAUUACCAGUGUUGUUUGUCCAUCCUUUAAACUUGUGAGUUGUGGCUAUAGUUUAUGUUAGGCAGAUACCACAUUUGUUUGAAUUUUUUAUUGAUAUUGUAGUCCAAAACAUCUUAAAUCUAAUAUUUAGAUAAAUAAAUUGAUCACCUACCUAAUUAUAACAGGUGUGUACAACAUGCUUGAUUUUAUUUAAUUUUUUUAGAUUUAGGUAGAUAUAUACAUUUUUUUUAAAUUUGAGUCUAUUUUUAUAUUUAGAACAAAUGGUUUUUUAACUUUAUAGUGUAGGUAGAUAGUACUUACAUCAUACACAAAUUUGUAUUGGAAAUAAUAAACAAAAACCAAUUAUAUUUUUGAGGUAUAGGCAGUGGCGGCGUGAAUGAGGUUAAAUUGGCCCCGCCGCAUCACAAAAAAAAAGGUGGGUGGGUGUUGAAUGUUGACAUUUAUGGUUGAGUAGGUACAAGAUAUUUGACGUACAAUGUGUAGUACAUGAUGGAAGACACUUUAUUCUUUAGAUUAAUAUUAAAAAAUCAAGAAAAUUUACAUACUGAUCUCUAAUUUGGUUAGCGUUUUUUUUUUUAUAUUUAUAUUUUGUGUUUAUAUAUAAAGGAGGGUGGGUGAGUAGGUGUUGAAAAAUUUGAAUGCGUCAUUGAAAUAAUAAGUUCACGUCGCCACUGGGCAUAGGUAUGUCAACGUAAUAUUAUAAAUUAUUAUUUCAUAUGUACCUAAAAUCUAGUUCUAAAUACUUAUAUGUAUGUUGUUGGGUAAUAUUUAUCAGUUAUGAACAUAUGCCUAACAAAAUUAAUGGGUCAAUGGUUAUGAAUGAUUUUGAGUAACAAUAAAGUGUUCUGUAGUUUUAUAUCCUACCUACCUAUCUACCUAACUACCUACCUGUACCAGGGUGAUUAAAAUUAAUAUUGAAAUUGAAAAUUUCACAACCGAAAAUAGUAUAUAUCAUUUUUACAGUAAAUAAACUGGUGUAGUGUGAUAUAUCCAAAAGUAUACCUCUUCAUACCUCACCAAUACAGAGUGUUCUUCUUCUCUUUUGCUUUAUCCCAACUAUUUUGGUCAACUACCCUUAUUCUAAACUUCCACUUGACCCGAUCUCCCACCUCCUCUAUACCGGCUGUCUUCAUAUAAUUAUUUUUUAGUCUUCCUCUACACCUAUUUUCCCUCCUCUCAUCCACCAAGCAUUCUCAUCUUUGCUAUAUUUUUCUGUCUACCGCCCAACAUUCUGAACUGUACAACUUUGUCAGCCUCACCACACCUUUGUAGAACUUAACUUUAUGUCUCAACUCACUAAUCCAGAGUGAUAAUAUAAUAAUUAGUAGGUAUCUAAAUAAAUACAUUUAAGUUGCAUAUUAUACUUUGGAAUCAACUGUAUAGGUAUUUGGUACAAUAGUAUAUUACUUUCUACCAAUUAUAAUUCUAUAAUUCAACAAAAAAAUAUGUUUUAAAGUAAAAAAUGUGAACUUUACAUAUUAUUUAACUUAUAACUACCUAAGUGUAUAAAAUAAUAAUAAUAAAAAAAAAAAGUUCAUGAAUAUUUAUAAUAUGUAUUGAUUAAUUUGUGAUUUUAGAUCCUCACAUUGGACAUCUCUACAGUGCUUUAAUUGCAGAUGCUUCUACAAGAUUUCAAAAGUUAUUGAAUCCAAGUUUAAGUAUUAUUUUUAGUACCGGUACUGAUGAGCAUGGGUUAAAAGUACAAAAAGCUGCUGAAAGUAAUAAUUUAUCUGUAGAAAACUACUGUAAACAAAUCUCAAAUAAUUAUAAAACCACAUUUAAUAAAUUUGAUAUUAGUCAUACAUCUUUCAUUCAAACAACAUCAGAAAAUCACAAAAAAUGUGUACAGCAUUUUUGGAAUAAAUUACAGCCGCAUAUAAAAAAAGGAAAGUACUCUGGGUGGUAUUGUACAGCCGAUGAAACUUUUUUAUCACAAGAUCAAAUAGAACUAGUAAAUAAUAUUCGUGUUAGUAAAGAAUCUGGACGACCAGUUGAAUGGGCAGAAGAAGAUAACUAUAAAUUUGAUUUACGACCUUUCAAAGAUCAUUUGCAAAAUUGGUUAAAUAAACCGGAGAGAAUUAAACCAAAAGUAUUCCAUGAAAUACUGAAUAGAGAAAUAAUUGAUUUAUACGAGAUAUCAUUGUCAAGACCAAAAAGUCGGGUCAAUUGGGGUAUUUUAGUACCGGGAGAUAGUACACAAACAAUCUAUGUAUGGCUGGAUGCUCUUGUAAAUUAUUUGACAGUUUCUGGUUAUCCAGAUACAAAACACUGGCCUCCUAAUAUACAAAUUUGCGGUAAAGACAUUUUAAAAUUUCAUGGAAUAUUAUGGCCCAUAUUUCUAAUAGCUGCUGGUUUAGAACCUCCAAAACAAAUUUUUGUGCAUUCUCAUUGGAAAGUUCAUGGUGAGAAAAUGUCUAAAACCAAAGGAAAUGUGGUAGACCCAAUAGAUGCUAGUCACCAAUAUACUGAAUCUGGAUUAAGGUAUUUUUUGCUUAGAGAAGGUACUGCUCACAGUGAUGGUAACUAUAGUGAUCUUAAAAUUAAAAAUAUAUUGAAUUCUGAAUUAGCAGACACAUUGGGUAACCUUUUAAACCGAUGUUGUGGAAAAGCUAUUAACCCAAACCUUGAUUAUCCAAAAUUAGAUUUAGUAGCAUUCGAAAGUCUAUUGAUUGAUUCAAAUUUUGUUGAAUUAAACAAAAAGCUUGAACGUAUUUCAGACACUGUUGGCAGUCAUUAUGAAGAGUUGAAUUUUUAUAAAGGUAUUGAUGAAAUAAUAGCCACAUUACAAUGUUGCAAUCGAUUUUUUGAACACAAUAAACCAUGGGAAUUAGUUAAACAUGAUGUCAAUAAAUUAACAUGUGUACUACAUGUAACUAUGGAAACAUUGAGAAUUUCAGCCUUAGCUCUUCAACCUAUUGUACCUGUUUUAGCUGAUAAAUUAUUGAAUAAGUUAAACAUUAAUAAUAGAAAUUGGAAUCAAAUAACACCGAGUUGGAAAUGCAGAAACAUUGUUAUUAACCCUACAAAGUUAAAAAAAGAUAAUAUAAUAUUAUUUAAAAAGUUAUCAAUAAACUAA
Cinara cedri is the source of this 3476-nucleotide messenger RNA. The record is from the annotation of a GenBank genome assembly. Lineage: Eukaryota; Metazoa; Arthropoda; Insecta; Hemiptera; Aphididae.